AUGGAGAACAGUGGGAGACAAGCUUCUACUCAAGUAAAUGAUGUGGACCAAGAAGUUCUACAGAGUUCUCUACGGCGACCAGGGCAGAGGAGAAGACAGAGGCCUGGCGUUUCUGUUUCUUUUAGGGAACCAGAGCGUUUGCCGAUCCGCCGCUAUCAGCUGAUCGUCCUUUCCAUGUGCUGCUACAUAAACUUCACUUCCAACAUGUCAUUCACAAUCCUCGCCUCCUUUUUCGACGAAAACGCAACAAAACAUGGCCUGUCGAAAACGCAAAUUGGCUUUAUCGUCGCGAUUUAUGCAGGCAUUGCUACAGUGGGCUGCCCUAUCUUUGGAAUUUACCUGGCAAAGCUUGGGAAGAAAUUCACGCUUAUCGCCGGCCUCAUGUGUGCCAGCGUCUGUGCCGGCCUCUUUGCCUUUUAG
This is a messenger RNA of Oikopleura dioica, 420 nucleotides long. NCBI's taxonomy places the organism in Eukaryota, Metazoa, Chordata, Appendicularia, Copelata, Oikopleuridae. The record is from the annotation of a GenBank genome assembly.